AUGCAGCUCAAGACCCUCCUCCCAGUCCUCGCCGCAGCAACCCCCAUCGCAGCCCUCGGCAAGGCCAUCGUCGUCAACAACUGCAUCGCCGAAGUCUCCGUCUGGUCCGUCGGCGGCUCUGUCCUCGCCGCGGGGCCCCUGGCUCCUAAUGGCGGCUCCUACGCCGAGACCUUUUCCCGGGACCCCGCCACGGGCGGCCGCGCGCUGAAGGUGACGAGCGCGCGCGACGGCCUGUACACGGGCGCGCCGCAGCUUGUGUUCGCGUACAACCUGGAUAACAGCGGCGUAUGGUAUGAUUUGAGCACCGUCUUCGGGGACGGGUUCAAAGGGAGCAAGGUCGUUGUCGCGAGUCGGGAGGCGAGUUGUCCAGCCAUUGUUUGGGAGGGCGGUGUCAGUCCCGGGGGCAGUCAGGUCAAGGUCUGCACGGCGGAUCAGGAUGUUGUCCUGACGCUCUGUGCUUGA
Colletotrichum spaethianum is the source of this 462-nucleotide messenger RNA. RefSeq names its product antigenic thaumatin-like protein ARB_01932. Lineage: Eukaryota; Fungi; Ascomycota; Sordariomycetes; Glomerellales; Glomerellaceae. The record is from RefSeq and is a predicted model, not a curated record. The transcript has a single exon. Bases 1 to 462 code for a protein of 153 amino acids.